UUCGUAGUUUUGUUGAAUUUGAUUUUGAAUGACCCUUGUGUAAAUCUGGUCUUGUUGAGAAGUAACUUAGUUAGUUGUUGCUUUGUUGGUGAUUGUCGGGAUGAUUUGAUGAUGAAGUGGAAGUGAUGGCGUUACUGUUAUUAUCGACACUCCAGACCAUUGCUGUCGUUGUACUUGCUGUAGCUGUUGGUAUAGGUAAUCAUGGCGGUACAUUGGCGGCAGAGACGAAAUCAGUCAAGAUAGUCGAUGCACCUGUGGUGAGCCGUGCCUACUAUUCAACAUUUAACAGCAAGAAGCUGACUGCGCGUGUAUCCCCUGCUAAUGUUCGCGGGCCAAAGGGACUCAUGUAUCUCAACGGGACUUGCUUAGAUCUGACGCAGGGAGAUUACAAGUACGAGGUGUGUCCUUUCCAGAAUGUGACACAACACGAGCAGUCAUCACGGUGGAAUGCAUACAAAGGUGUUCUCGGUGUGUAUCAAGGCUGGAAUGUGGUGAAUGGCUCUUUGCACUCCAUGCAAAUGCUUCACGGUGACUCUUGCGGCAUGUCUGGUACAUAUAGGCAAGCUGAGGUGGUCUUCAUUUGCUCAGCCGAACACAAGUUGUCAAGCGCAUCAGAACCAAGCACAUGUCACUAUGAGCUGAGAUACCAGACUCCACUAGCUUGCAACUCCACGUUGAUGGCCGUGUAUUACCUACUCAAUUCUUCACAGCAACAGGACUGGAGAGGUGUUCAAGAAUUGUUCUUCCACAAUGAAAUAACAUUGAAGGGCUUGGCAAGACGAAUGGAUGAGAUAUAUAUCCAAGCCGGUCUAGUUCCCACUCCUGAAGAUUCUACAAAAAACCAUGGUUCUGAUACAAAGAAAGAAGAUGUUGCUCACAAGUCUGAUACUGGUGGAUCAUCUCAGUUUUCCUCAUUCUCAGCUUGUGAAAAGGCACAUGGCGAGCUGGCGGAGAAAGUCAAGCGACUGGAGGCUGAGCUUGCGACUUUGAGGCCGAAUAGGACGCUGAAUGCUACGAAGAAGAAUGCGACAAGCUCUAAUCAUCCAGUCUCUAAAGUAAAUGCUUCCAUUGUGAAGGGAUCUCCCCGCCAUAGUGAUAGUGAGAGAUCUGAACAUCAUGCAGCUGAAGAUUCCAAGCUACACCACUCUGAGAAGACGAACAACGAUGUAGUGGCAGAGUCCAAUAAUCUACAACGACAAGAGGACAAUGGAAACGAACAGCUCCCUAGUGCUCAGGAUCAGAAGAAGCAGCACAAGUCGUUGGAAAAUCAGCCAGGUCCUGACACUUAGCAUGAACAGGACAAUGACGAUGACAAUGUGAUGGGAAAGGAAAUAGCUUGUUCAUCUUAUCGAACCUCUGGAAUGAUCCAGUAAUUGUGACCAAGUGCCUGGACUGCCCACCAGCUGAUUGGUCGGUGGCAUCUUCCAACCUGACUGGCAGCGCAUGCUUGCUGGGAUGUUUAGCCGCUUGGGCUGUUUUCUAUUCUCAGCUAUGCUACACAGUAUGCUUAUCUUCAUAGAUGGUCACCCGUGUUCAUAUCCAUUAGAUCCUUUAUAAAGUUUUAGGUUUUUUAUUUAUUAUGAAAGUUGGCUUGGGUGUCGUUGACAUUUGACCAUGUGACGUCAAGCAACUCUUACAAGGCAUGCACCAGGACAUGUACUGAUAUUGCCAAUACACAGCAAUCUGGCUGCGGGUGAUAUUUUAUUAAUGAUCCUUCAACAUGUGCCAGUCACAAUGUAGGCUUUGGCCUGGAAUAGGAGACACUGCACGACGUGACCACGCAACUAACCAGGGCAGUGGACAAGGAAGCACUAGGCCGAGGGUGUUUUCUGCCUUGCAAACCCAGUCACAGCUCGAUCUGUGCCCCAUCACGA
This is a messenger RNA of Sycon ciliatum, 1874 nucleotides long. Its product is annotated as N-acetylglucosamine-1-phosphotransferase subunit gamma-like. The transcript is spliced from 11 exons. Gene Ontology annotation, cellular component: Golgi apparatus. The record is from RefSeq and is a predicted model, not a curated record. Lineage: Eukaryota; Metazoa; Porifera; Calcarea; Leucosolenida; Sycettidae. Bases 126 to 1289 code for a protein of 387 amino acids.